Molecule: messenger RNA, 801 nt
Organism: Sclerotinia sclerotiorum 1980 UF-70
Lineage: Eukaryota; Fungi; Ascomycota; Leotiomycetes; Helotiales; Sclerotiniaceae
Exons: 3
Coding region: 1-801 (266 amino acids)
Source: RefSeq, a predicted model, not a curated record
AUGUUCUUCAAGAAAGCUAGGAAAUCUAAGAAAGCUACUUCAAUGAUACCUACCAAUUUGUCGGUUCUCAUCCCUCUUUACAUUUAUCCCUCCCCAGGGGCUUGGGAACGGUUAUUUCAAAGCAUCACUACUUACCCGAGUAUCAAGUUCAUCGUCGUGGUAAAUCCCCACAAUGGUCCUGGUCAAUCACUUGAUAGUAACUACAGGAGAGAAAUCUGCAAGUUGAACCAGUAUCCUAACGUUGUGGUUGUCGGGUAUGUCUCUACUGCAUAUGCAACCAGGCCAUGUUCCAGCGUUCUAGAAGAUGUCAUGGUCUACGCGGGUUGGAGGCUUGAAGAUGAUGGGCUCGGCGUCCGAGGCAUAUUCUUCGAUGAAACCCCGAACGAAUGGACCACGUCAAAUGCUUCAUUUUUGGGAAAUAUCAACUCCGCGGUAAAAGGUUGUUCUGGUUUGGGUGUAGACCCUCUUGUCAUUCACAACCCAGGAACAAUUCCACAUUCAAGAUUAAUGUCUGGCACCUGUUUACCAGAUAUCAAUGUAGUUUUCGAAGCAACUCAUCAGACGUAUCAUGAAAGUGGUUUCGAGAAAUCUCUCACGGAUCUCGACGUGGAUCGAGGACGGUUGGCAUGCCUAAUGCACUCUGUACCACAUUCCUCGAUGACUACAUAUUCUGACGUCGCGUCUGAGAUUGAAAAGCUGAAGCAGUUUGUAGGGGUAUUAUUUAUUACUAGUCAGGCUACAGAUCUCUAUACUAGUUUGGGGGAUCAUUGGGAACAAUUCAUCCAAGCAAUUAGCCUUUAA